AUGGAGUCUUCCUCCAAGACCUUCAUGAGACACCUGCCAGUCACACCAGGCUACAGUGGCUUCGUGCCCUACCUUAGCUGCCAAGAAUCCACCAGCAAGGACAACAUGUCCCACUGCCUGAAAACCUUCCAGGAAAGCACACGGCGAUAUAAACACCAGCUGGAGGAGUUUCGCUGCUCAGUGGCCACUGCCCGGAAGCUGAAGCCCGUUUGCUCGGAGGAGACGGUCCUGCGGGAGCUGCAUCAGUAUUAUCGGCAGUAUCACCCCCUGAGUUUGGAACGCAAACACGUAAAGAAACCUCUCCAGGAGCCUCCAAUCCCCGGCUGGGCUGGCUACCUCCCGAGAGCCAGGGUCACGGAAUUAGGCUGUGCCACGAGGUACACUGUGAUGGCCAGAAACUGCUACAGAGACUUCCUGGACCUCGUAGAGCAGGCCAGGAAGGCACACCUGAAGCCAUAUGAGGAAAUAUAUGGAGUCGGGUCCACACAGCCUCCUUCUGCUCCUUCUCCAAAGGUUUUGCAGCACCAAGGGCUAUUGCCAAAAUAUCCGGAGUUUUCUAUCCCAGGUGGUAGCUGUCCUGCCCACGGAAGACCCCUGACAGAGGACCCCAGGCCUCCAGUGACGUGUGGCUGUGCUCAGAGAUCAACCGUGUCCUGCAACGGGAAGAUUUAUCUAGAGCCUCUGUCCUCAGCAAAGUAUGCAGAAGGCUGA
Lynx canadensis (Canada lynx) is the source of this 711-nucleotide messenger RNA. It is a transcript of the gene SPMIP5, whose product is annotated as chromosome D2 C10orf82 homolog. The transcript has 5 exons. The record is from RefSeq and is a predicted model, not a curated record. The coding region runs from base 1 to 711 and encodes 236 amino acids. NCBI's taxonomy places the organism in Eukaryota, Metazoa, Chordata, Mammalia, Carnivora, Felidae.